CCCACCCCCACACAAACUCUCCGAUCUCCGCCCACACCCCACACCCUCAUUUGAAUUUUGGAAAAAAAUAGCAACGACAUUUCAUUUAACAAUUAUGAUCUAUUCAAUGAUUAGUUUAAUUAGUUUAUAUAUAUAUCAAGUAAUGUUUUUUAAGUAUUUUACAUUCAUCAUAUAAAAUGAAUUAUUAUGUUUAUUUUAGUUUGAAAAAGUCAAUGUAUUUUUAUCGACAAGAUUUAGUAAAAAAUUACUUGCAUUAAUUGGACUUGAAGUCGUAUCAUCAGAUGUUUUGACGAUUAAAUUACUUAUACCAAGCAUAUUUCUUGUUGUUAACAUAGUACAAAUUUAUUGUUUUCAUUCUGAUUGGAUGAAUUUAAUUAGAAUGCCAAGUGAUAUAAAUAUUCAAGGUUCAUCAUAUAGUACAUUAAAAUAUAUUCAUGCUUAUGCAAAAGAAAAUCUAAAUAAUCUUGAUAACAACGAACCAAAAGCUUGGCAUGAAUCUUUCUAUAAAUUUUAUCUUCAAUUAAACUAUUUAUAUAAACAAAUAAUUCAUUAUGUUUGGCGUUUUGGUGAAUUACAUUCAUAUAAAUUGGUUCUAUUUAUAAUGGUCCUUAUUUCUGUAUUGAAAAUAUCUGCAUUUAAUAUGAUCUUAAUGAUUUUGACAACUAUUGGUUUAUCAUUAUUACAUCGUCGAUCAUUAAUUAAUAUAAUAACAUUGAUCAUUACAAGUUUAUAUAUCCUUACAUCAAUGUGUUAUCAAUUAGAAAUAGUUAAUCAACUAAUUAUUGAAAAGAAUGUUUAUCAAAAUUGUUCUCGAAUUCAUUCAAACGUAAGACUUGGUGAAAGACUUUAUCUGAAUUCAGCUGAUGUAGCAGAAUGGUUUGGUUUGAAAUUAACAUCAAAAAUUGAUCAAUUUCUUGGACUUUAUAUAUUAUUAACAAUUGUUUUAACAUUUGAUGCAAUUGUACAAUAUCGACAAAGACAUCGUCGUUUAACAUUAUCAGUUCAUUUUAAUGUUCAUCUUGUUGAAAAUCCUUUUUCAAUUUUAUUUGAACCAUUUGCAUUGAAAGAUGUUCAUGAUAAUAGUUAUACAUAUGAUUUUGUUGAUUAUAAACAAGCUAAUGAAAACAUGAUUAAUUUUUUAAAAUAUUUAGCUAAUUUUAUUUUCUAUCGAUUUGGUUUGGAAAUAUGUUAUAUAACAAUAAUAAUUGUCAUUAGUAUUCGUCUUGAUGUAAUGGCUAUGAUGUAUUUAAUAUGGCUUGGUAUAUUUUUAAUAUCAAGUCGACGAUUUAUUCAACGAAUAUGGUCUAUUUAUAUAUUCUUUCAUAUUAUUGUCUUUCCAGUGCAAUAUAUGAGUGCUGUUGGUGCUCCACCAAAUCUUGGCUUUGAAUAUCCAUGGUUAGCUGUUAACUUCAAUAGUUGGCCGCAAUUAAAACGUUGGCUUUAUUUACCUGAUUAUGUAACUCCACCAAUAGCAACACAUUUAAUUGCUGAUUUUUUUCAAUUUUUAUUUGCUUGUCAACAAUGGCGUGUAUUUGUAUAUGAAACAAAUGAAGAAGAUCGUAAAUAUGCUGAAGCUGGUGGAUCAAAUUACGAAAUAAUCCAUGAUAAUGAUGUUUAUAAAAACAAUCGAACAUCGAAUUUUGUAACAGAUCUACGAAAUUGGCUUGAUUAUUUUAAAUAUGAAAUAUUUAUGUAUGGAAUAUGGAGUGUUGUAUUGAUCAUGUAUUUAACUGGAACAUGGCGAAUUGAUUACCUUAGAUUUGGUUAUCUUAUGGCAUGUAUAUAUUUUCUUUGGGAUGGACAAAAUUUUUUAAUAAAACAUAUUACAGUUAUUCUUCGAUUGGAUGGACUUUGUAUGAUGUUUCUUUUAUUGCAAAAACGAAUAUUUGCAAGUCAUUAUUGGCAAUAUAUUGUCACGGAACUUGAUUCUCAAGCUAAAUUCGUUAGUCAAGGUGGUAUUUUAUUCAAUGAAAUGUUAUGUAAACAAAGAGAAGAAGAUGAUAGACGUGAAGAACAAACUGUGAUGAAAACAAUUCAAAAUUUAAAAUAUAUUAAAGAGCAACACUUAAGAUUAAAUCAAUCGGAUAGCAAAGUUGCUUCAAAACUUGUUGAACCAUCUGAACAUUUCGAAGCAAUUCGAUCGGGAGAUUAUUACAUGUUCAAUUAUAAAUCAAACGAAGAAGAAGAUGAAGGAAAACAAGAUAAAGCUAUUGAUAUUCUAGAACAGUUUUUUCGAGUUUUAUCAGCAUGUGACAAAGAUGCAGCGGUUGCUGUUGCUAUUCAAAAACAUCCAAUAUCACCUGUUAUUGAAUCAAAUAGUCAAAAAUUCACUACGUCACCAUCAUUUUCUUCUCUUUCUCUUCCAUUAGCAGCAACAACAAUAACAACAACAAUGCCACUUUUACAAGUUCCAAUAGAAAUAACAUCUGUCGAACCAAAAGAAAUAGAAUCCAAAAAGAAAGAAAAAUUAAUUUUCAUUAAAAUACGUUUAAUUGGUGAAAUUAUUACUGAUUAUUUUAUUGAUUUAUUUAAUCAAUAUUCACAUGAUUAUCGGAAAGUUUCAAGAAAAUUAGCUAAAAUGAAAUCUGAAGAUAAAGUUAUUCAACGAGAAUGUAUUCAACUAAAAACAAAUGAUGAUAAAGCUUCUGUUAUCGAUAUGGAUAAAAUGGCUGAUAAUAAUCAUCCAGAUAGAUAUGUUCAUCUUCGAAAACCAUCUCAACCAAUUGAUAUAAAUCAACGUUCACGUCCUUAUCGUUUAUUUAAUUCUUUAUUUUACUUCAUAAUGUCUCAAUCAGAAUUAUUAUGUUAUUCAGCUAUGAUAAUAAAACAUUUAACAUUAGGUGGACUUCUAUCAAUGCUACUUCCAUUAUCGAUAUUUCUUUGGACGACAUUAUCACCACGACCAUCACGUAAUUAUUGGAUUGCUGUUUUAAUUUAUACACACGUAAUGAUUGGGAUUACAUAUUUAUAUCAAAUUCAAUUUUAUGAUUGGAAUAUUGAUACAACAGAUGCUCAUCCAUUAUCAGUAAUUAAUAUUAUUGGAGUUACUCGAAAAGAAACUGCUUUUUCAAUUGCUGAUCUAUUUUUAUUUUCAUCUUUAUUUCUUCAUCGAUCCAUAUUGAUGCAACUCGGACUUUGGAAAGCAGAACAAACAACGUUAAAUGAUUCAACAAGCACAGAUGUUAAUCAUAGUGAACGAAAACAUGAAUCAAAUGAACAAUCAAAAUCAACACGAAUAAAAAGUUAUUUUAUGACACUAAUAAAAAGAUUUCAUAACCAACUUCAACAACCAUUAUUUGUUCGUGAUUUUUAUGUACCAAUGUUCUUUUGUGAUUUCAUUAAUAUUAUUCUUGUUAUUAGUUUUUAUAGUGCAUUCGGUGAACAAACUGGUGUAAAUUUUGUACAAACCAUAAAAGAAAAUCGAGUUCCUCUAUCUUUUGUUGGUAUAUUAUUAAUUCAAUUUAUAUUUAUUAUUAUUGAUCGAGCACUUUAUUUACGUUGUAACGUUUAUGGAAAAUUAUGCUUUCAAUUAUUUCAAGUCAUAAUUGUACAUAUUUGGUUAUUUUUGGUUUUACCUAACGAAACUGAAACGAAAUUCCGAGAUAAUUGUGCAGCUCAAUUCUGGUAUGUAUUCAAAUGUAUUUAUUUCGGUUGUUCAUCAAUACAAAUACGAUCAAAGUAUCCAAAACAUCGCAUAAGAAAUGCUCUUAUGCAAAGUUAUAUAUUAAUUCCAUUUUUCCUUGAAUUACGAACGCUCAUGAACUGGAUGUUCACUGAUACAGCACUUGAUUUAUCAAAUUGGUUACAAUUAGAAGAUAUCUAUUCAAAGGUUUAUUUACUUAAAUGUGCAAGAUGGGCAGAAAAAAUAUUUCCAACAGAACGUGGUAAACCUCGAUCAAAAACAAAGAAAUAUGGUCUUGGUGGUUUAUUAUUAGUGUUAUUAAUUUUAUUAAUAUGGUUUCCAUUAGUAAUCUUUUCAAUCACUUCAUCGUUUUAUCGUUCAAAUCCACCAAAAGAAAUUAAUAUUGAAAUAAAAUUAGGUGAUUAUUUGCCAAUUUAUCAAAUGACAGCACAAAAUAGACAUUUAAUUCCAUUUACUCUUGGUGAUUAUAAUCGUUUACGUUCAGCAAUCUAUUCAUCAAAGAUUAAAUCAACAGUUAACGAUAAUGCUCGUGCAUUUUUACGUCGUUUCCAUCCCAAUGAUAUUUUGUGUGCGAAUUUCUUCGCAACUAGUUUUAAUAUCUGGGAAUUAAAUCAACCGAUACGUGAUACUCUUGUAAAUAAUUUACAAACAAAUAUUACAGUACCUGUACAAUUUACAUAUACAAUAACACAUAAUUCACCAGAUGAAGAUACCUCGGAAUCCCAACAUAUGCCAACAAUUAUAAGAGGUCAAAAUACAGUUGAUAUUGAACUAAAAGAUAAAGAAAUUCGGAAAUCACUUAUUGACAUACUUAAUAAAACAUUUGAUGCACAAAAACCAAGAGAAUUUAAAAUUUACAAUUUAAUGCCGCGAUUUUUGCGUGUUAAAGCCAAAGGAAAACCAAAAGAUAUUAAAGUAUUCAAUAAAAUUUUUCCAGCGGAAUAUUAUGCUCAUAUAACAAUGAGUCUUAAUGAAACAAAAUCAAUAUCAAAUAGUAGUGAAGUUUGGUGGGAAAUGACAGAAGAUCGAACGGAAUUCAAAGUUACUCCAUCAUGUUUAUUUUCCAGUGAAGAAUAUUUGAGCAUGAUUUUUUUCAAUGAUAAAAUCUCGCCGAAUAAUAUUUCAUUUCUUACUCGUUAUGGGAUUCUUGGUCUAUACACAACACUUGUAAUUGUUAUUGCACGAAUAUUGCGUACAUUCUUUCAAACAAGUGAAAAAAUAAUGUUUUAUGAAUUACCAAAUGUAGAACGUUUAUGGAAUCUUUUACAAGCUAUUGAUUUGGUUCGAGAAUAUAAUUUUCUACUUAUCGAAGAAGAACUUUUUGCUAAAAUUAUAUUUUUAUAUCGUUCACCAGAGACACUUAUAGGCUUCACAAAAUUAAAAUUAGAUUAA
Rotaria sp. Silwood1 is the source of this 5035-nucleotide messenger RNA. NCBI's taxonomy places the organism in Eukaryota, Metazoa, Rotifera, Eurotatoria, Philodinida, Philodinidae. The record is from the annotation of a GenBank genome assembly.